UGCCGCGCGCUACCACACACACACAGACAGGCAGCCAGUCAGUCAGUCCUUUAGUGCGCGUUUAGCAGUGGUGGCGAAAGGACGUGCGUGGUGGUGGCCUUCCCCUGGCGCAGUGUAAGGAGGCGAUAGUGUGAUCCGUGUGACUAGUGUGAUACCCCAGGCCUCAGUGUGGUGGGGAGGCCAUGUGUGUUUGUAGGGGAAGGGGACGCCGCCCCCUACUCCCCCCGCGGCUUGGUGAAGUGAACAAAGUGAAAGAAAUUGAGAAAGUGCAAGAGGAAGUAAAGAUUAGGAGGCGAAGGAGGAAAAGGGCUGGCGGGUGUGUGUGACCAACCCUCACCGCCACGCCCUUGCUACUGCUGCUCCUCUCCUCCUCCUCUUCCUCUUCUUCCUCUUCUUCCUCUUUCUCCUCGGGCAGUCAUUCGUCAUGGUUCUCAACAGUGAGGAGGGCGGGGAAGGUGCGGGCGAGGGAGGGGACGCGGCCCCGCCCACGCCGCGGCACCACCACUCCAAGCACCAACUCAAGUACGGCGAGCUGGUCAUCCUCGGGUACAAUGGCUACCUGCCACCCUGUGAUAAGGGCAGGAGACGGAGCAAGUUUGUGCUGCAUCGGCGGCCAGGUGCCAAUGGGGUCAAACCGGCCAGGCACUAUGUGGUGCGGACACCCCAGAACACACAGGCCAUUUUGGACACACAGCAGCACAGCAUAUCCUACACCCUGUCCAGGAACCAGGCGGUCAUCGUGGAGUACCAGCUGGAUUCCGAGACAGACAUGUUUCAGAUUGGGCGCUCAUCUGAGACUCCUAUCGACUUUGUGGUUAUGGACACGAUACCUGGCGACAAACACGGGGAGAUGAAGGUCACCCAGAGUACAAUAAGUAGAUUCGCGUGCCGGAUCAUCGCUCACCGCACGACGCGCACCACUCAGGUUUAUGCCGCUGGCUUUGACUCCUCCCGCAACAUCUUCCUUGGGGAGAAGGCGACUAAGUGGCAAAACAAUGGGGAGAUUGACGGCCUGACCACCAACGGUGUGCUCAUCAUGCACCCGCCCACCCAGUUCUGUGGAGGGGAGGCCAGGCCGGGCAUCUGGAGGGAGGUGUCUGUUGGGGGGGGAGUGUACGCACUACGGGAGUCUCGGUCUGCGCCUCAAAAGGGGAACAAGAUAGAGGAAGAGACUAACGUUCUACAAGAUGGGACGUUAAUAGACUUGUGUGGUGCCACGUUACUCUGGAGGUCUGCUGAAGGCUUAGGGAAGUCUCCGACCAAACGACACCUUGAACAAAUGGUGGACGAGCUGAAUGCAGGUCGUCCCCAGUGUCCCGUGGGGCUGAACACACUGGUGAUCCCCCGCAAGGCCACACUCACCUCCACCGAGAAGCAGCCUGUGGUGUACCUCAACUGUGGCCACGUGCAGGGGCUUCACGAGUGGGGUCACGAAAAAGACUCCAACUCACACACCUGUCCCAUGUGUCUUAAGGUUGGGCCCGUUGUCAAGUUGUGUAUGGGAAUAGAACCAGCAUUUUACGUCGACAGUGGUCCUCCAACUUUCUGUUUCAAUCCCUGUGGACACAUGGCUUCAGAAAAAACUGUGAGGUACUGGGCUGCGGUACCCAUUCCCCAUGGGACUAAUGGGUUUCAUGCCGCCUGUCCAUUCUGCGCCUCACCACUGGAAGGUGAUGCGGGGUUUGUCCGCCUCAUAUUUCAAGAUAAUUGCGAUUGAAUUCCCUCCCUUUGUACACUAUAGUAUUAUAUAUGGACAUCCUCCCAUAAUGUAUCACCACCCUUCACUUUAUUUUGCACUCUCGCAUAUUUGUUAAUGAUGCUGGGUAUAGAAAGUACACCUCAGAUAUCACUCUUGUAUCAUGAAAUCUUGUGUUCUUAUGCAGAUUAGUAGACUACUCUUCCUUAUGAUGAAUAACAUAUAAUCUGCAGCCACAGGGGGCACCAGUGUUAAUGUCUGACAAAUUACAGAACUAUGCAUCACAUGCAGCUGACCCUUUGCUCAUGACCAAAGCAUGCAAAUUAUUUAUGAUAAUUGUAGUUAUUUGUGAAUCUCUUUAAACUUUAAAUUAGGGUUCAGUACAUUGUAUUAUGUUCCUGUAUUGAAGGAGCUUUUGCAUUUGUGUUUUGGCGAGACAAAAAGCCAGUGUGGAGUUGCUUGUCUUGCUGGAGUUGAUGCCAGUAUUUAUUCACUUCCCUCCACCACAGGAAGGUAACACCCCCAUUGCUGUCAUGCUGCAGUGCUGAACUUGUUGAGUUGAUCUUCCUCCCAGUUACCUCAAGAUGGAUUAUUAAUGUUGCUUUUCAAACCUUUGCAUUAUUGCAGAAGAAGAAUGCUUGAUAUACAUAUUGCUGUGCAAACAUGGUGCUUACCCCAGCACUGGUGCCAAUUAAUGAAGCUUGUAAGCCUGUUCACUCAUAUAUUAAACAUUUUUGAGGUAACUACAGGCCCAGUGAGACACCUUGGUCAGGGGAAGGCAUGUUGCCUGUCUUGCCCCCUCCUAGCAGCUGCACUGGGGUAGAGUUAGUCAGUGGAGGACUACUGAUGAAGCUGUGCAGGUGAAACAGUCCUUGGCCAAGAAGCUGUUCAUGCAUAAACCAUGUUGAGGAACUGUCCGGGAAGAAAGUUGUUUUGCUUCACACGGUUAUUUAAUUACAUCAGAUUCUAAGUGCAUAUCUGAUUGAAGGUUAUCUUGUUUUAAGAGUGCAAUAUUGUCAUGUACUGGUGAAGAGGUGGACUGUCCAGUUUUAUCUUUGUAUUUAUGUUGUUUUGAAGCUAUGAAUAUAAUGUGAGUCAUGAGAAGUGAUCUACUUGUUAAGUGUAUUUUGUGUGCCUGAUACUAUGGGUCCGGCCUGUAGAUUGCUCUCAGUACACCUCUCUCCACAUCCGCUGCUCCCGUGAGCUAGACAGGAAAUGAAGGCAUUCUUCUGCUUUGUGACUGGCCUGAGGAUGAAGCUGAAAUUACAUCUUUUUUAAAAAUAAUUUAAACAUCUAUAUAUUGGCAUUCUUCCAUUGUGGCAUUUAGGGAAGAAUUUGCCGUCAUCAUUGUUAUAAUUUUAAGCUAGAUUAGCUUAGGACCACUGAUAAUGACCUAGUGAUGACUUGUGUAUUGCAGUACAUGACAUUAGAAGUGUGUUGAGGUUCCCAUGUGUUUAGUUCAUUGUGUUAUGUUAAGACAGGAAACAUGAUUUGAUGUAAUGCGAGGUAUGGAGCCUGUGGCCUUACUCUCCACUGGGUGAGGAGGGAUUCUUCUUGGAUGACCACAAAUUAAUUUUAAGAACGGGAAGACUUAUGGGACAUACAUUAUGAAACAAUUGAGAGGACACUUUCAGAAUUUAACAUAACCCUGAAAGUGGUGCUUCUUUAGUAGUCAUGAAUCCUUUUUUUGUGUGUUUGUGUGCUAGAUGAGUGACUGCAGCACCUGAAGGUUUGCUAAUUAUUUAUAACAUACCUGAGUAACUCAUGUGAAAGAAUAUGGGCUUUCAAUUUCUGCUGAUUAUGUUUCAAAUUCCCUAAAAUGUCCCUUUGAGCUCUGGAAGAGUAUGUAUUUUCAAAUGGAAGAUUGAAAUUAUUAUUCAUAUUUGCUGACCACCUUGCUUUGUACCACGUGUUGAGAACACAGCAUGAUACCUGAUACGAACACCUUUUGCAGUGUUAUUAGUUUGAUUCACGCAUACAGAGCUCCCAGCCACACUGAACACCACACUGCUCUUAGAAAGUGGUCUUUUUCAGGAGUAAGUUCUAAAAGUGUCAGCUGUAGAUUCUUCCUAAGAUGAUAUUUUCUAAAUUGAAUGCAUAUAUUGUGAAAGCAGUAAUGAUUUGCAGUAUUGUUCUCAGGCUGCUGCUGUAAUUCUUCCAGCACAAAUUCAAAUAACUUUUCAUACGAGGAUACUCAUUUGUUAAGGCAUGUUGUUGCUUAUUGUUGAAAGAAUGUAAUUAAAAGGAGAGACUACUUAUCAAAAAUGCAUACCGUUGCAGAAUAUAAUUAUGACAGACACCUGUAUUAUAGGAGACAUAGCAUAAGUAUGACUUGUUAGAAGAAAUUAUAGGCUGACAUUUUUAAAAUCUAAAAUCCUUGUUAUUAGGUUUUCUUGUACAAUCUUAUGUAUCCUUUGUUCUGUCAUUGAAUGUGUGUGUGUGUGUGUGUGUGUGUGUGUGUGUGUGUGUGUGUGUGUGUGAGCUUGAUGAAAAGUUAGGACAUUUAACAGAACAGAAUAAUAAUAAGAAAGUAAACUUUAUUUGAAGCAAACAGCAGAAUGGGAGUCAGCAAAAUCUCAGUAGACCAUAGGCAGGAAGUUGUUGUUUGUUGGUGGCCUUGUGCAGAUGAGGAUCAGUAAACAUAUCAGCUUCAGAGGAUGAAAAUCACCAAGAUUGAGUUGGCAGUGGUGGUGGUGGUUUAGGUAGUCCCUCAGGCCAGUACCCUCCCAGUGAUGGCAGGACCACCACUCUGUCCAGUCCCAGAAGUAAAUGUUUUAUAUCACAAGACCCUCUGCUUACCAUUACUGCUCAAGCAUUUUUACAUUCCUGUUUUAUUUUUCCUGUCCACUUCCUCGGUGGCCUGUCUUAGCACCUGACCCAAGCUGUUGGUCAGGAUGUAGCUAAAGACUUUGAUCAAUACCAAGUAGUGAUGUUUUAAAUAGCUGUGUACUAAGUCCAUUCUAGAAGUUUGACCCAUAGACCACUGGAGAGUGGGGAGCCCAGCCUUCAGGUGUCACCAUGUUUGUCUGCUCACAAUUAGCAUUUGGUUUUCCUGAAGUCAGUUUUCAGCUAUGAAAGUUGUGCAUCAUUUCAAGGAACAGGUGUUGUAUAUCAAAAAACAUGUACACACAUUCCAGCCUGCAACUACAAGAAGCAUUUGCAAGUUUUGAAAUGUAAAAUAUAUCUUUAGACAAGUGAGUAAAUCAUGACUGUUGGACAACAGUCAUGUAUGUGCUCUUUGAAAUUAUAUAAGCUAAAACCGAUGAUUGGAUGCUAACACGUCACCAGUAAUCAUUGUUGAGUGGGCUGCACAGUGUAUCAAAAGCACUUCUUCAAACAUUGGGAGUGGUGUGCCAGUGUGAGCGGGAGCAGUUUUCUCCCCGUUGUUGUUACUGUGGGAGAUCUGUUGCUCCAGCACUACUGAGAGGCUGCAGGUGGAGCUCUAGUGUUCUUGACUCAUUGGGGAGUCGUAAGUUACCCAGUUAGGCUGUACAUAAAAAAUGAUGUCCCUUUGUACUGAUAAACUAUUUUUGUACUCAGAUGUGGAACUUAGAGGUAGUCAUUACAAUGAUAACUUACUACAUUACUUGUAUUACCUUGCAUGUACAUCAUCUUUGUGAGUGGAGGUCUGUUACUGGGAACCUUUGCUUCAGGAAUGAAUUAAUUGACUUGCACUACGGAGCCCUUCAGCUUUGUGAGUGCAAGACCAGGAUAACUAGGAGAUAGGACCAGGAAAGUGCCAAGCAAGGUAGAGGACAAUAUCAAACUAGGAAAUCAGGACUAAUUUAGUGGAUUUCAUGCAUACACAGAGAUGAAUUGUUCUUUGUGUGCAUGUGUUAGUGUGUGUUUGUGUGAAGGCAUAGUUGAUGUAGGCAGGCAAGUUGCUAGUAAGCCUAGGUGUUGGCACUUGAAAAUUAGAGAUAACCACGUGAGAUUUGAGUAAGACUGUGGAGGGAGAUUAGAGCCCCAAGGGAGUGUUGGAGCUAAGAUGAAAGGACCUCCUUUUGACCUUACCAAUGUACUGCAGGCUUUUAGGUGUAAAGCUACAUAUUUCCUUUAUUGGAUAAAUAUACUCUUUCUGUAUCUAGUCCAGCUCUUGGUUAUCCAGAAGGGGGAAAAAGAUUAUUUGUAUAUACAGUGAAUAGUGGAAUUUAGCAGCAUGUUACGUAGGGAGCACUGCUGGAGAAGUAAAGGGCAUUCAUAUUUGUAUUAGUCUUGAGAAAAUACAAUUCUAUAAGAUGAUCAUGCUAUCAAGAGUUUUUUUUAUUAUUAUUAUUAUUAUUAUUAUUAUUAUUAUUAUUAUUAUUAUUAUUAUUAUUAUUGUUAUUAUUAUUUUUUUUAUUAGCUUUGUACACACCUAUCGCACACUGAUGGGGCGUCGUGUUGAGGGAAGAGUUUGAGUGCAGUCAUUGUACAGGAGAAUGGAACUGUGCAUGUUAUUUUUGUCAAUUAUGAGCUCAUUAAUAACAGGAAAACUG
Molecule: messenger RNA, 6174 nt
Organism: Scylla paramamosain (green mud crab)
Lineage: Eukaryota; Metazoa; Arthropoda; Malacostraca; Decapoda; Portunidae
Gene: Pli
Product: protein pellino-like
Exons: 11
Coding region: 425-1717 (430 amino acids)
Biological process (GO): regulation of Toll signaling pathway; protein polyubiquitination
Molecular function (GO): ubiquitin protein ligase activity; protein binding
Source: RefSeq, a predicted model, not a curated record